Xyrauchen texanus (razorback sucker) is the source of this 1459-nucleotide messenger RNA. RefSeq names its product protein S100-A16-like. Gene Ontology annotation, cellular component: perinuclear region of cytoplasm. The record is from RefSeq and is a predicted model, not a curated record. The transcript is spliced from 3 exons. NCBI's taxonomy places the organism in Eukaryota, Metazoa, Chordata, Actinopteri, Cypriniformes, Catostomidae. Bases 167 to 451 code for a protein of 94 amino acids. Gene Ontology annotation, molecular function: transition metal ion binding; calcium ion binding.
GUUUUCCCCACCCAUAAAGUUCUGAGCAUACGCCCAGCGAUUUGAUGAAAAAAGGCAACUUGGGAAGAUAGGAAUUCACGGAAGAGGCAUUUUAUAGGCAUCUACUGAUUUAGAAGAGGCAAGAAUCAGCAGAAGAAAAGUUUGUUUUACAAAACUAGGUACAGAUAUGGAAAGUGCCAUUAAGACGGUUGUUAUGCAGUACCUGUCUUCAGCACGGGGGAAAGAGAGCCUGAGUGGGAAGAGUUUCCAAAAGUUAGUCCAGGGCCAGCUGGGCAACAUCCUGGCUGACACAGACAGUGCUUCAUCAGUGAAAGACAUGAUGAAAGGACUAGAUGACAACAAAGAUGGGAAAGUCAGUUUCGAGGAGUAUCUGAGGCUGGUGGGCUACGUGGCUAACUCAAUGAGUGAACAGAAAGCACAGAACAACACAGCCAGUGGACAACAGGCCUAAUCCCAAAAGCAUUGAUGGCAUUUGAAUUAAUGACACACUGACACUACAUGUGUCAUUCUGGAAUCUUACAUAAUAUUCAUGGUAUAUAUAUAUAUAUAUAUAUAUAUAUAUAUAUAUAUAUAUAUAUAUAUAUAUAUAUAUAUACAGUAUAAUAUUUGAAAUUGAUCUUAAAGUAUAAUGGUCUCAAAAACUUUUAAAGUUUCUGCUAUUACAUUGUACUUAAAAUACUGUUUACAUAUAUUCAGCUAUCAUGAAAUGUUACUCCAGAGGCCAGGUAUAAGUGCUACAUAAAAUCAUUCCUUUUGUUCCACACGUUGUUGGCAAUUUUAUUUUGAUUGCAUUUUAUAAUUUUUUUUGCUUUUGUCUAUUUUCCAUGUAACAUGCAUUCAUUUCAGGAUUUAUAUGUGAAUAUCACUUAGUUAUUUUGCAAGCAGCACAAGAUGCUUGAUUAGUGCAUACUAUAUUCAAGUAAUAACCAAACUGGAAUGCCAAAAUCAAGGUAAAACGAAAGUAAAUGGGGCCAGUUCCUAAACAUUAAAAUACACACUGUACCAAAAGUAUAGCCAUUGGAUAUUAACAAAAUAUAUGUAAUAACAUUAUUUUAGAGUGAUAAAAUUGCUUACUAACCUUAUCUGUGUCAAGUUAUAUCUGAUAUCAUAACUCUGUUGUCAUGACAAUUAUCGCCUGUAAUUCUGGGACUGGAUGAAGUCGCUUACUUCGUUAUAUCACACUAACAUUAAUGUAACACUCUCAGUAUAAUGUUUAAACUUUGUGGCUAUAUUUAAAACAAUAUGUAUUUUAACGUUUUUCUUAUGUUAAAUAAAGACGGGACGUGUUGAAAUUUUUUUUGUGAAAAUCAACAUUAUGCCACAAUGCUGCAGAUGGAGCAUAACAUGUGUGAAACACAAAAAAGUUUUUUAAAUGAGAAGAUGUAAGCACUCUGCAUAUAUGGAAAAUGUUUUUGGUAUAUCCUUUCAAUAAAACAUGACAAUAAUGACAAAAUCCAAA